AUGGCCACCGGCCCCGCGCUGCUUCGCCCCCGCCGGAGCCCUCUGCGGCUGCCGCUGCCGCCCCUUGCCUGCGCCGCUGGCCUCGACCCGGCCUCCCGCAACCCUCCCCGCUCCGACCGUCCUCGCCGGCCCCGCCCGCAGCCCUUGCUCGAAAGGCAUCGCACGCCCGCCGCCCGCCCAACAGGCACACACCCCGCCGCUGCCCCCUGCCAUGCUCGACGCUGCGCCAUCACCCGCACGUCCGCUCACCUGCUCGCCACUCCGCCACUGUCUGGCCCCCUGCUUCGUCCCUCGCCGCCACUGCCGCGCCUCCCGGACCCCCUGCUGGCCGCGCCAUGGCCGGCCCCAAUGCACCGCGCGACCCCGCCACCACCUCCACCGCUGCAGCUUGCGCACGCCGCCGCACGCCUCACCUCCGACGCCUGA
Molecule: messenger RNA, 426 nt
Organism: Aegilops tauschii subsp. strangulata
Lineage: Eukaryota; Viridiplantae; Streptophyta; Magnoliopsida; Poales; Poaceae
Source: RefSeq, a predicted model, not a curated record